Ochlerotatus camptorhynchus is the source of this 553-nucleotide messenger RNA. RefSeq names its product serine-rich adhesin for platelets-like. The record is from RefSeq and is a predicted model, not a curated record. NCBI's taxonomy places the organism in Eukaryota, Metazoa, Arthropoda, Insecta, Diptera, Culicidae. Bases 14 to 553 code for a protein of 179 amino acids. The transcript has 2 exons.
AAACCCACCCAAAAUGAAGACUCUGCUGAUCGUUGCCCUUAGCCUGUGCCUGUUGGGUGUCACCGUUGCCCAUCCUCAGCUGUUGACCUCGCUGACCGGACUUGUCUCUAGUACCCUGUCCAGCGUCGUGGGUGGUCUGCUGUCCACCGUCUCCGGCUUGACCAGCCAAAUCAACAGCGCGUUGUCCACCGCUAUCUCCACUGGCAAUUCCGCGUUGACCUUGGCCCUGGCUCAAGCCCAAGCCGCUACACAAACUGUCCAAUCCACUGUGAACAGUGUUCUCAGCAAUGGACUGUCUGGUCUCAGCUCUAGCCUUACCGCGCAGCUCAACAGCCUCACUUCGCAGCUGUCUAGUGCUACCAGCACCCUGGACUCCAUCGUCGGACAGGUCGUGGCCGCCGGAAGCUCCGUCCCGUCGACUCUGAUCGACCAACUGAACUCCGCCACUGCCAACGUGACCAGCCUCGCCGCUUCUGCUGCUACGCAAGUCACGUCCCUAGUUAGCUCAGCUCCAGGCCUUCUGGGCGGUCUGCUGAACGGUCUUCUGGGAUGA